UAUCAAAACCUUGUGUCAUCUACUCAACGUGUGGUUUUAGAGGUAGAGAAGUUCUCCCACCUUGUUCUUCCUUUUGUUGGGUCCUCCUUUACUUCAUUGACCAUAAGAGAAAGAAACGGCUAGGAUCUCGCGUACGCAACUGGCGCAGACAAAUCAGGACCGUUAAAAGUAACGCGUCCAAAUAUCUCAGUGUCCCAUCUUUGUCCCCUUGCCUCUCACUUGCCCCCUCAUCCUCCCGACAACGUCAUAAUUCCCAUCUCCCUCCCCUUUAACCCUAAUUUCAAUGCACGUCUCAAUGUAUAAACUUAUCUCUCUCCCUCCCCCAUUUCUCAAAACCCAAGAAAAAAAACUCCAUACCAUUUCAAGAAUCUUAUCACAAACCCAUCAAGAAGAAGAAAUAUAAGCUAAAGAAGAGAUUGUAAGUUUGAAAUAAGAAGUAACAAGCGUCCGAGUGAGAGUAUGGCGUAUGAAGAAGUCAUCAAUGAGCUUAACCUUAAGGACACAGAGCUUCGUUUGGGAUUGCCCGGAACAGAUGAACAAGCAGAGGUUUCUUGCGUCAAAAGCAACAAACGUCAGUUUCAUCAAAGCAACGACGAGCACAAUCUAAAAGAAGAAUAUCCACCUCCUCCUGCCAAAACACAAAUCGUUGGCUGGCCACCAGUGAGAUCGAACCGGAAGAACAACAACAAAAGUGUGAGUUAUGUGAAAGUGAGUAUGGACGGAGCUCCAUAUCUGCGUAAGAUAGAUCUCAAGAUGUACAAAAACUAUCAUGAGCUUCUAAAAGCACUAGAGAACAUGUUCAAGUUCACAAUUGGUGAAUAUUCUGAGAGAGAAGGAUACAAAGGAUCUGGAUUUGUACCGACUUAUGAAGACAAAGAUGGAGAUUGGAUGUUGGUGGGUGAUGUUCCAUGGGACAUGUUCUCUUCAUCUUGCCAAAAACUCAGAAUCAUGAAACGAUCCGAAGCUCCUGCCUUUUGAUCCUCUGUUUUCAAGGAAACCCUUUUUGUUUUUGGUAAAAGUUCCUCUUAGAGUCUCCUACUUAAUUUCGAAAUCUUUUAAGAAAAAGAGAAGUUGUGUACAAUAGGAAUAGACUGAUCGACAUAGUUUCAAAUAGUUGUAACAGUAGGUUGUUAAUUCUGUUAUACCAGUUUUGAUUAUAUAAGUUUAUACUAUAUGAUAAUCUUAUGCGA
Messenger RNA from Brassica napus (rape), 1190 nucleotides. Its product is annotated as auxin-responsive protein IAA1. Gene Ontology annotation, cellular component: nucleus. The record is from RefSeq and is a predicted model, not a curated record. The coding region runs from base 460 to 978 and encodes 172 amino acids. The transcript is spliced from 2 exons. Gene Ontology annotation, molecular function: protein binding. Gene Ontology annotation, biological process: regulation of DNA-templated transcription. Lineage: Eukaryota; Viridiplantae; Streptophyta; Magnoliopsida; Brassicales; Brassicaceae.